AUGCUGACUACCAACAAGAGCCGUGACACCGAAUGUGGUAUGCAUUCAUGGGCCAAGGCACUGUUCUGGACUCCUCAUAAAGGUCAACGCGAUCAGUGGUACUCCAUCGCAGAUCAUUUAUUGCGCAAGGUUUCUCGUCUUCCCAACAUGGUUGUUAAUCAUGAUGUACCGGUUUUGGUGGUCGGAGGCGGCCCAGCUGGCAUGCUUGUAGCACUGCAGCUGUCGAAGAACGGCAUCCCAUGUCUAAUGGCCGAGCGCAAUCUAGAUACGACCAAAUGGCCCAAAAUGGAUAUCACCAACGCCCGGAGCAUGGAACUUUUGAAGCGCUUGGGUAUCGAUCAAGGUCUUCGAAGCGUUGGUGUGGCCCAGAACUACAAUUUCGAUGUUUUGUUCAGCACUGGGCUCUCUGACGGCGGCCACUUAAUAUCAAAAUGGGACCUUCCCUCCCCUGACGCAUGGCGCAAAAAGAUCGCCGAAACUAAUGACGGGUCUAUGCCACGUGAACCAUAUCAACGCUGCUCUCAGGCGAUUUUCGAAGCAUGGCUGAAACCUCGCAUCGAGGCGAAUCCUUUGAUUACGACCAAAUUUGGAUUGAAGUUUGAAAGCUUGGUUGAGAGCGAGGAUUCGGUGACUAGCACUUUGGUCGACCAGUCCGGGGAAAAACACAUUGUCAAAUCGUCCUAUGUUGUUGGCUGCGACGGCGCCGGAAGCAAGGUACGACAUAGCCUUGGAAUCAGCAUGACUGGCGGUCCUGUACCUGGGGCUAUGUACCUUAUACAUUUCAAAUCGAAAGAUAUGGAUCGCCUACAUCGCCAAGGACAAUUUUGGCACAUUUUCUUCACAUCUGGCCAUGUCAUCAUCUCUCAGGAUGAGAAAGACACCUGGACGCUACAUAUCCCGGUUCCGAUCACGACUAAGGUCGACGACAUGGACCCCAUGCAGGAGAUCGCAAAAGGUCUUGGAGCUGAAGGGGCACCGUUCCCAAUCACAAUCGACAAAAUUUUGGUCACGAGUAUCUGGAGACCUAAUAUCUACCUAGCGGACCGAUACGUGUCUGAUCAUUGUCGAGUGUUCGUUUCUGGCGACUCGGCCCACCAGAAUGUCCCAACUGGAGGCUACGGAAUGAACACCGCUGUAGGGGACAGCUUUGACAUUGGCUGGAAGUUGGCAGCUGCUAUCCGAGGAUAUGGCGGCCGCCCUCUGUUACAAUCAUAUGAAGACGAGCGUCGACCUGUAGGAAUGAGGAACAUUGACCGGUCAGGCGCACAUUUUGGGGUGCACUUUGCCUACAUUGUGUGGUGUGCGGAGAACAAAGGAGUAGUCACAUCCGACUCAGAGGAGGGAAAAGCUUUGAGAAAGAAGAUUGCAGACCAUGUUCAAGAGAAAGACGACGAGAACAAGGACCAUGGCAUCGAGUUCGGCUUCCGCUACAAGUCGACAGUGAUCGUUCCUCCCGAGGAUGGCGAAGUCGAGCCCAAAUGGUUGGAGAAACACUAUGUUCCAUCGACCUGGCCAGGUGCUCGCGCGCCGCACGUGUUCCUCAAGGACAAGACGACCAGCAUUUUCGAUUUGUUUGGUCAAGGACCUGAAUUCACCUUGGUCGACUUUACAAAAGGAGGCGACUAUAUCAAGCGGUUCCAGCUGGCCAAGUCAUCGAAUAACUCAUCGAUCCCCAUCAAGUUUGUGCAUUUACCAGACGAGUCUCACGCGCACAAGGUCUGGGAAAGAGACGCGGUAUUGAUCCGACCAGACGACCAUGUCGCAUGGAGAUCGAGUCCCAGUAUUGGCCUCGACGUCGACGCUGCUGAAGUCUUGGCCAUCGUAACAGGAACUCACGACAGUUCGAACAAGGCAUCCACCAAAGCUGCAGAGGUGACCAAGUUUACAUCAACAAUCGGCAACGUACAGCACAACCAGGUGGAGUCAUUGGCCGAGUUCCAGAAAUAG
This is a messenger RNA of Exophiala mesophila, 1947 nucleotides long. RefSeq lists its product as uncharacterized. Lineage: Eukaryota; Fungi; Ascomycota; Eurotiomycetes; Chaetothyriales; Herpotrichiellaceae. Gene Ontology annotation, molecular function: FAD binding. The transcript is spliced from 6 exons. Bases 1 to 1947 code for a protein of 648 amino acids. The record is from RefSeq and is a predicted model, not a curated record.